Molecule: messenger RNA, 552 nt
Organism: Pneumocystis jirovecii RU7
Lineage: Eukaryota; Fungi; Ascomycota; Pneumocystomycetes; Pneumocystales; Pneumocystaceae
Exons: 4
Coding region: 1-552 (183 amino acids)
Biological process (GO): attachment of spindle microtubules to kinetochore
Cellular component (GO): spindle microtubule; DASH complex
Source: RefSeq, a predicted model, not a curated record
AUGAAGAUUGAAACAUGUUUUGAGAGUAUUGAACAGUCAAUUGAUAGUAUUUCAUCUCUUGAAUUCAAUUAUCCUCGACAUUUUACUAACUCUUUACUUAAAUUAAAGAAUAUUGCGACAUUAAUUCGAGAUGCAGAGCUUCAUGAAAAUAUGCUAUUUACAGUUGAAAAAGGCCAAAAAGAGCCUCAAAAGACAAAGCAAUGUUUUAAAAUGCCUGUAACACCAUUAAAAAGCAAGGAGUCACUAUCUCCGGAAACACUGUUAAUUGCAGCAAAAAGACUCUUAGAUAUAUGUCAUUUCCCAGAAAUGGAGGAACGGAUUGCAUUAUUAUACGAGAAAAAUCGCAAACAUCUUGAAACAAUAGAAAAUUUGGAGACAAAGAUUGAUUUGCAACGUAGGCAGCUUGAUAUGCUUUCAACAAAUAAUCAUCUCAAUUUUGAGGACAAGAGUGAAUUUAUAACGGAUGAAAUGAUUCAAUAUGAAAAAGAUGAAAUAGAAAGAUUAGAACAUGAAUUAGAAUUAAAAAGUAAAGAAUUAUAUGGUAUUCUAUAG